AAAAGGUGCUGAUCAGAUUCUGACACCUGCAGUUCUGAAUCACUGUAUUCUGGUUAAACUGUUGAAGAAAGAAUCUCCCCGAGGUUGCUCUGCUCUGCAUUUUUUCUCUGGUGCUGGAGGUGCAGUUUCUCAAAAUGAGGCUUUUAAUCUCAUUGAGCAUGUCUCUACUGCUGCUUAAUAAUUGUGAAAUAAUUAAUGGGCAAACACCAGCUGUCAGGUUGGUGAAUGGAUCCAACAUCUGUUCCGGAAGAGUGGAGGUUCUUCACAAUGGAGUCUGGGGAACAGUGUGUGAUGAUCUGUGGGAUUCAACAGACGCGGCAGUGGUGUGUAGAGAACUGGGCUGUGGGAAUGUCACAGAGGCAAAGAGCUCUGCUUAUUUUGGACAAGGUUCUGGACAAAUAUGGUUGGAUGAUUUUCAUUGCCGUGGACAUGAAUCUACACUGAGAAACUGUCCAUCAAAUGGAUGGGGAAACCAUAACUGUGGGCACCAUGAAGAUGCUGGAGUCAUCUGCCAAGCUGUCAGGUUGGUGAAUGGAUCCAACAUCUGUUCCGGAAGAGUGGAGGUUCUUCACAAUGGAGUCUGGGGAACAGUGUGUGAUGAUCUGUGGGAUUCAACAGACGCGGCAGUGGUGUGUAGAGAACUGGGCUGUGGGAAUGUCACAGAGGCAAAGAGCUCUGCUUAUUUUGGACAAGGUUCUGGACAAAUAUGGUUGGAUGAUUUUCAUUGCCGUGGACAUGAAUCUACACUGACAAACUGUCCAUCAAAUGGAUGGGGAAACCAUAACUGUGGACACAAUGAAGAUGCUGGAGUCAUCUGCCAAGGCCAGGCACAAACUAGUGCAGCACCACCAACAGUUUUUGUUUCUGCAGCAACAGUGAAAUUGAACACGACUGCCCCACAGCAAGGAGUUGGAGGCCUGGCACAAACUAGCGCAGCAGCACCGACAGUUGCAGUGACAUUGAACACGAAUGCUCCACAGCCAGGAGUCAGAACUGUCAGGUUGGUGAAUGGAUACAACCUCUGUUCCGGAAGAGUGGAGGUUCUUCACAAUGGAGUCUGGGGAACAGUGUGUGAUGAUCUGUGGGAUUCAACAAGAGCGGCAGUGGUGUGUAGAGAACUGGGCUGCGGGAAUGUCACAGAGGCAAAGAGCUCUGCUUAUUUUGGACAAGGUUCUGGACAAAUAUGGUUGGAUGAUUUUCAUUGCCGUGGAAAUGAAUCUACACUGACAAACUGUCCAUCAAAUGGAUGGGGAACCCAUAACUGUGGGCACAAUGAAGAUGCUGGAGUCAUCUGCCAAGGCCAGGCACAAACUAGUGCAGCACCACCAACAGUUUUUGUUUCUGCAGCAACAGUGAAAUUGAACACGACUGCCCCACAGCAAGGAGUUGGAGGCCAGGCACAAACUAGUGCAGCACCACCAACAGUUUUUGUUUCUGCAGCAACAGUGAAAUUGAACACGACUGCCCCACAGCAAGGAGUUGGAGGCCUGGCACAAACUAGCGCAGCAGCACCGACAGUUGCAGUGACAUUGAACACGAAUGCUCCACAGCCAGGAGUCAGAACUGUCAGGUUGGUGAAUGGAUACAACCUCUGUUCCGGAAGAGUGGAGGUUCUUCACAAUGGAGUCUGGGGAACAGUGUGUGAUGAUCUGUGGGAUUCAACAGACGCGGCAGUGGUGUGUAGAGAACUGGGCUGCGGGAAUGUCACAGAGGCAAAGAGCUCUGCUUAUUUUGGACAAGGCUCUGGACAAAUAUGGUUGGAUGAUUUUCAUUGCCGUGGAAAUGAAUCUACACUGACAAACUGUCCAUCAAAUGGAUGGGGAAACCAUAACUGUGGGCACAAUGAAGAUGCUGGAGUCAUCUGCCAAGUGAAAUUGAACACGACUGCCCCACAGCAAGGAGUUGGAGCUUUAAAUGAUCCCUGUUUUGAGCUCAACUGCACGGAGGAUGAAUGGUGUGGAGAGAAAAAUGAUGUUUAUGGCUGUUUCUGUAACAAGAGUCAUCACAGACCAGACCCACAAUCUUUUGAUUUCUCUGAGGUUUGUGAAAGCAGCUCUGGUUCCAUUUCCCUGUCUCGCUGUCAGCUCUUUGAGGCUGGUUUUCCUGCUGACAACUUACACCUCAAUGACCCCAACUGCAAAGGAACAGUCUGGAAUGGCAGAGUGGAGUUCUAUUUUGACAACAAUGACCACAUCUGUGGUACAAGUAUUUUGGCCAAUGGCACCCACUUCAUUUAUGAGAACUUUAUUUUUGGAACGUCAGACUCGACUGAAGGUCCCAUCAGCAGGAAGGGAAUUCUGAAGCUGAAUUUCAGUUGUGUAUACCCCCAAACCCAAUCACUUUCUAUGAAUAUGGAAAUCAAUCCACUAGAGAGCAUUGUCCACAAGAAGCUUCCUGCUGGUCAAGGGAGAUAUCAGGUCAGGAUGGUUCCAUAUCAGGAUGCUGAGUUCUCCAAGCCCUUCAAUGGGAGUGUCAAUGUGGAGCUGAACCAGCAGAUGUUUCUGGAAGUUCAUGUAGACGGGGUUGACAGUCGUCAGUUUGCUACAGUGAUUGACUCAUGUUGGGCUACACCUGAGAACGAUCCUAAUCAUUCUGUCCGCUGGGACCUCAUCAGCGGAGAGUGUCCCAGUCCAAAUGAUGAGACAGUGGAGCUGCUGCAGAAUGGAGUCUCCACAUCUAGCCGUUUCUCCUUCAGGAUGUUUUUCUUCACUGAAAACUCCACUAAGGUUUACGUGCACUGUACUAUUCACAUUUGCCUUCUGGCAGGAAACCACUGCUCAACUCACUGUGACUCUGGAUCCCACUUGAGAGAGGGCAGGUCUGCAGAAUUCCAUGACAGUGCUUCCAUUUCCAUGGGUCCCCUGAUGAUGUCUGAAAGGAACCAAGGUAUUUGAGCCCCAGAGCGGCAGAACAUAUCCACUGCUUAAGUGUCUGCGUGGUUCUUUGAUAUUAUUUGUUUCUCUGCAUGAAGUGUUUUCAUCUUUUUUUGCAGAAUAUUUCACUGAUUGAAAUAUUUCUGCCAAGAAUACUCAUUGUUUUAUACAAAUCUCAUCUCUUUCAAAAUGAAUGUCUUACUGAUGCUACACUCCUACAAGCUGUGUUUCUCAUUGCAAAAUACACUCUUAAGAUCAUCUAAAUUUUUUUGUGUUUUUUUUUUUUUUUUUUAUGAUGGAUUGACAUGUUUCCAAAACCAGCAUGUAGAUUGUUCAUUAUUUAGCAGAACUUCAGUGCACUGUUAUGGGAUAUAUACCAAAGUUACUGAAUAAAUCCAUCCAGUGGUUACAUUUUCUUUGGUCAUUAUAGUGUGGGGUAGAAUCAUUAGGAAGAACAGAAAUAAUAUUAUUCUAUGUAGUUAUGGCUUUUGUUUUUGCUGCAGUAUAAAUAAACAGAAUCCACUGUC
Molecule: messenger RNA, 3400 nt
Organism: Carassius auratus (goldfish)
Lineage: Eukaryota; Metazoa; Chordata; Actinopteri; Cypriniformes; Cyprinidae
Product: deleted in malignant brain tumors 1 protein-like
Exons: 25
Coding region: 135-2894 (919 amino acids)
Cellular component (GO): membrane
Source: RefSeq, a predicted model, not a curated record